Molecule: messenger RNA, 1815 nt
Organism: Polypterus senegalus (gray bichir)
Lineage: Eukaryota; Metazoa; Chordata; Cladistia; Polypteriformes; Polypteridae
Product: olfactory receptor 51E2-like
Exons: 2
Coding region: 1-1815 (604 amino acids)
Biological process (GO): G protein-coupled receptor signaling pathway
Cellular component (GO): membrane
Molecular function (GO): G protein-coupled receptor activity; olfactory receptor activity
Source: RefSeq, a predicted model, not a curated record
AUGGACCAUAAGAGGAGCAUAGAGUCCCACCUCUCCAGCAACAAUACAUGGGAGGUGUGGCAGGGAAUACAAAACAUCACAAACUACAGAGGCUGUGAUGAAACAAUAGGAGAUCUGAGUGUGCAGCUAGCAGAGGAGCUAAACUGCUUCUUUGCUCGCUUUGAAUCAUCACAACAGCAGCACUCACCUGCUCCAGCCCUGCUCCCACCCUCACUGGGUCCCUGCACUACUCCACUCACUGUAAAGGGGCACAAUGUGAGACGGGAGCUCCUGGCGGUGAACCUCAAGAAAGCUGCCGGCCCUGAUGGCGUGCCUGGUAGGGUGAUCAGAGCAUGUGCCCACCAGCUCACCUUUAUCUUCACCAAAAUCUUCAACCUCUCCCUAGCCCAGGCAGUCAUUCCAUCCUGCCUAAAAUCAGCCACAAUCAUUCCAGUGCCGAAGAAGUCUCCCAUCACCAGCCUAAAUGAUUAUCGCCCUGUGGCCCUCACUUCGGUAAUCAUGAAGUGCUAUGACAGACUGGUUCUCCAGCACAUCAAGGACUAUCUCCCCCAAGACUUCGAUUCCUACCAAUUCGCAUAUCGCGCGAACAGAUCCACAGAAGACGCCAUCACCGUAGCUCUCUACUCUGUGCUAAGCCAUCUAGAGAAGCAGCAGAGCUACAUCCAGAUGCUCUUUGUGGAUUACAGCUCAGCUUUUAAUACAAUCAUUACUGACAUUCUCAUCACCAAACAGGUCACUCUUUGUCUCCCCCCUCUCACAUGUGUCUGGAUAAAAGACUUUCUUACCAACCGGCUCCAGACUGUUUUGCUGGCUUUCAUCAAAUCACCAGAAAUGCAAGAAGAAUUUAUUACCAACAAUUUUUCUCAUAACAAAUUUGUUUUGAUUGGAUUUCCAACCCUCUACCAAUAUAGACGAGUGCUUUUUGUGCCAUUCUUCCUGUUAUUUGCCCUAAUAUUGAUUGGCAACUUAGUUAUAAUCCUUGUUAUUAAAAAAGCAGAAACCCUGCACAGCCCCAUGUAUUUAUUAAUUUCAUACAUGGCUGCUGUAGAUAUAAUUGUUCCAUUGGCAAUUGUUCCCAACAUGCUGUUUGGCUUUUUAUUUGACUGGAAUGAGAUUUCAUUGGCUGGCUGCUUGGCUCAGAUGUUUAUUGUUCACUUUAUAUCAUCAUUCGAAUCCACCAUCCUCCUUACAAUGGCGCUGGAUAGGUAUGUUGCCAUUUGCAAUCCAUUGCGUUAUGCUGAAAUUAUGAAUUAUUCAGUGUUUUUAAAAAUAGGUCUUUUUGCAGUGCUAAGAAGUGGAACAUUAAUGUCCAUACUGAUAAUACUUGCUACUCCAUUGCAUUUUUGCAAGUCAAAUGUAAUUAAACAAUGUUACUGUGAACAUAUGGCACUUGUUACACUGGCUUGUGACAACAUCACUUUAAAUAACAUAAUGGGCUUAGUAAUGGCAUAUACAAUUGUUGGGUUUGAUAUAUUUUGCAUAGCUUUUUCAUAUGUCAAGAUUAUACAAAGUGUCCUCAAAACAGCAUCUUCCAAAGAGCGCCAGAAAGCCUUUAAUACUUGUGGAACACAUUUGAUUGUUAUGUCAUUCUUCUAUAUUUCUGGAAGUGUAACUUUUGUGGCUUAUAGAGUUAGCAACACAAUUUCCACUGAUCUCCAUACUUUGUUAGGUGUGCUUUAUUUAGUUUUCCCUGCCAGCAUAAAUCCACUCAUUUAUGGAGUACGAACCAAAGAAAUUAGACAAUAUUUGUGGAAAAUAUUUAAACAAAGGAAAAUGGCCAUCAACACACAUUUUCCUUUAUCUGUAAAAAAAUGA